This is a messenger RNA of Maudiozyma saulgeensis, 2952 nucleotides long. Lineage: Eukaryota; Fungi; Ascomycota; Saccharomycetes; Saccharomycetales; Saccharomycetaceae. The record is from the annotation of a GenBank genome assembly.
AUGGCUCCUCCACCAUUACGUCCUGAAAAUGCUCUUAAGAGAGCUGAGGAAUUAAUUUCCGUUGGUGAAAGCCAAGCAGCUUUACAAUCUCUUUUUGAUUUCUUCACAGCUAGAAGAAUUCGUUUUGCUGAACCAGCAGCUAUCGAACCAAUUGUUUUCAGAUUUUUGGAACUUGGUGUCGAUCUAAAGAAAGGUAGAAUGAUCAAGGAUGCUCUUCACCAAUAUAAGAAACUGGUUCAAGGUUCUCCAGAAGGUCUUGCCUCUGUGAGUACUAUCUCCCGUAAAUUCAUCGAUAUUGUUGAAAAGAAGAUUGCUUCUGAACAAGCCAAGGAAGACCAAAAGGCCGAUGAAGAAGAUGACGAUUUGGAAGGUGGUGUUACCCCAGAAAAUUUGUUAAUCUCUGCUUAUGAAGAAGAUCAAUCUGUUGCUGGGUUCAAUGACGAAGCAUUAACUUCGUGGAUGCGGUUUACAUGGGAAUCGUACCGUGCUGUUCUAGAUCUUUUGAGAAACAACUCUCAAUUAGAAAUUACUUACUCUGGUGUUGUUAACAGAACCAUGAUGUUCUGUUUGAAAAAUAACCGUAAGAAUGAAUUUAAGAGAUUGGCUGACAUGUUACGUCAACAUUUAGAUGCAGCCAACUAUCAACAAAGUAAAUCUGGUACCAAUAUUGUUGAUUUAAGUGACAAUGAUACUCUACAACGUUACUUGGAACAACGUUUCCAAUUGGUCAAUUGUUCUGUUAAGUUAGAAUUAUGGCAUGAAGCCUUCAGAUCCAUUGAAGAUGUCUUCCAUUUGAUGAAAUUGUCAAAGAGUUCUCCAAAGGCCUCCACUUUGGCUAACUACUACCAAAACAUGGCUAAGGUUUUCUUAGUAUCUGGUGACUCUUUACUACAUACUGUUGCUUGGAAAAAAUUCUACGAUCUAUAUAUUUCCAAUCCAAAUGCUACCGAUGAUGAUUUCAAGACAUAUACAUCUACUAUCUUCCUAUCUGUUCUAGCCUCAAAGUUAGAUGAUUUACCAACUGUUGGUUAUGAUCGUCAAUUCCGUCUAUACCGUUUAUUAGGUCUUGAAGGUAAGCCAGCCAGAAAGGAUGUUAUGGCUACUCUUCUAGAAGAUGAUUUCUUUAAGUACGUUAAUGAUGAUAUCAAGAGUCUAUACAAUGCUAUGGAAGUUGAAUUUUCCGCUGAUGGUAUCAAAUCUCAACUUUCUGCUCUAUUGCCAAAACUGAAUGCUUUACCAUAUUUUGCACAAUACGUUGAAUCCAUUAGAGAUAUCAUUGUCAGAAGAUCUAUUGUUGAAGCCUCUACCAACAACGAUAGUAUUACUUUGGCUAAUCUUUACAAGUUAGUUACUCUACCAGAACCGUUUAACAUGUCCGAAUGGGAUAUUGAAAGGGCUUUGUUGGAAGCAGCCGUUGAAGAUUACGUCUCUUUCACCAUUGACCACGAAAGUAACACUGUUCAAUUUGUCAAGGAUCCAUUUACUGUAUUCACUCAAGUUUCUGCUGAAGCUGAAGCCACUGAAGGUGCCGAAGAAGAAGAGGAAGAAGAAAUUCCAGAAGAAAUUGAAGGUGAGGAGGAAGAAAUUGUUGAAGUUGAAACAACUGAAGCUGAAGAAGCUGAAGGUGAAGAAGGUGCUACCGCCGCUGAACCUGAAGUCAUUGUCACUCGUAACUUCUACAUCCGUAACAGAUUAUCAGAACUAUCCAAGACUUUGAGUGAAGUCGAGACUUUUGCUGGUUUACCAUAUGUUGCUAAAGUUAAGCUGGCUCGUGAAGCUUUGAUUGAGCGUAACAAAGAAUCCAUUGAAAAGGCUAAGGCUGCUGCUGAAGAACGUACUAAGAGACACCAAGAAGCUAGAAGAAAAUACCAAGAAGAAAAUGCUUUACAUGCUGAAGCAGAUGCUGAAGUUAGACAAAAGCGUAACUUGGAAGAAAAGGCUUUAAUGGAAGCUAAACUUGCAGAAGAUGCUCGUCAACGUUUAAUCGAAAAGAAGAGACGUGAAUUGACUGCAUUAAAGGAAACUAUUACCGCUAAAGCUAUUGCCGAUAUUAACUCCAAGGGUAAUGUUUACAUUGACCCAGCUUUAGCUAAGACUAUGGAAUUAAAGGAUUUAAGAACUAUGAUUGUUUCUCUAUUAUCUAAGGAUCAAAUGGAAUUGCAAGAAAAGGUUGAAUAUGCUAGAAACAGAUUAGAUUACACUGAAAGAGCUUUAAGAAAAGUUGAGUAUCCAAUCUUACAAAAGGAAGCUGAAGACCAUAAGGCUGUCGAUAUGAAGAAAUAUGAAGAAAUGAAUGAAAAGAUCAUUGCAGCUGCUAAAGCAGAACAUGAAGCACGUUUAGAAGAUCAUGAACGUUUGACUAAUGUUUAUUCUGAUUUCCAAUCUUUGAAAACUAAAUUAGAAUCAGCUCAUGAGGCUGAAUUUGGUGCUCAACGUGAUUCUCUAAAGGCUAAAUUUGAAGAAGCUAAGAAAGCACGUAUUGCCGAAGUUCGUCAACAACGUUAUGAUGAAUUAAUUGCCAAACGUAAAUCAGAAAUUGCAGCUGAAGAAAGAGCUGCUCGUGCUAAGGCUGAUGAAGAAGUUAUGCGUAAGAGAAGAGAAAUGGAAGAUGCAGUUGCUGCUAAACAUGCUGCUGCUGCUGCCCCUGCUGCUGCCGCCGCAACUAUCGCUACCACUACAAGUGCACCAUCUCAACCAAAGGCUUCACCAUUCGGUUCUAUGAAUGAUGCUAAACGUGAUGAGAUUGCACGUAGACAAAGAGAAAUGGAGGCCGCUUUGGAAGAAAGAAAAUCUCAACCAAAGGCUUCACCAUUUGGAUCAAUGAAUGAUACUAAACGUGAUGAAAUUGCCCGUAAACAAAGAGAGAUGGAAGCUGCAUUAGAACAAAAGAAUUCUUCACCUGCACCAAAGAAGGGUGCUUAUGUUCCACCAUCUAGAAGAAACAGGAAAUAA